Molecule: messenger RNA, 915 nt
Organism: Lycium barbarum (goji berry)
Lineage: Eukaryota; Viridiplantae; Streptophyta; Magnoliopsida; Solanales; Solanaceae
Exons: 2
Coding region: 1-915 (304 amino acids)
Source: RefSeq, a predicted model, not a curated record
AUGGUCACUGUCCCUGAGGACUGCAGUUUUUUAUCUCGCCCCGUGGGGGUUGCUAGUUAUAGUGUUGUGCUUGUGAAUGAAAGUUUCCUCCGAGCGCAGCACGAGAUAGACGAUUUACGGGGCCAGUUAGAUGCUCAGGGCCGAGAAACGGAGAAGUUCAAACUUCUCUUGCAACAAAAAGAGGAUCAACUGAGCCGGAUCAUUGCUCCUCCAACUCUCCAAUCCGAGCUCGAGGCAGCCAAAAAAGAGAACCUCCGGUUGAAGAUUGAGCUCGACGAUAUAGUUAAAAAAAGCAAAGUCCUGGAAGGGGACAACAAACAACUCAGCCGAGAGAAUGCUGAAUAUGCCACCAAACUUGGUGAGUUCGAAGCUACCAUCACCCAAUUGAGGGAAGGGCUCGAUUCAGUUAAAGGAGAGGCUGCAAAAAUGGAGGAGAAAUUCAGGAAGCUUAAAGUAGAGAAGACCACGGAAAAGGACAAGUUGAAGGUUAUGGAAGAAAAGGCCGAGUCUCGAGCCCGGAUAGACGAUGAACUCAAAAAAGAGCUCGAGGCCGCUGUCCUAGCCAAUGAUGCCCUUCAGGCUGAGCUGGCAUCUUCCAACGAGGUUCGGGUCACUCUUGUUGAUAUGAGGUCCGAGUUAGAGGAGAAGUUAAAGAAAGCUCAGGCUGACCUGGAGGAAGCCUAUAAAGAAAUUGUGGCUACCGAGGCUCGUUCUACCCUUUUAGUAGAACACGAGAGGUGGAAGUCACGAAGGGUUACACUUGAGGCGGUUCAACGGGGUUUUGAAGAUCUUCCUGCUCGUAUACUCGACACAAAGAUGAUAGAGGAUAGGGCUAAGAAAGCACUCGAGGACAGCUCCGAGAAAGACCCUGAAGGGUCCGGUUCUGAUGACUCGGGUUCUUCUUUGACAGAGUAA